Molecule: messenger RNA, 966 nt
Organism: Anopheles nili
Lineage: Eukaryota; Metazoa; Arthropoda; Insecta; Diptera; Culicidae
Product: transmembrane protein 205
Exons: 3
Coding region: 1-966 (321 amino acids)
Source: RefSeq, a predicted model, not a curated record
AUGUGUUGCCUUCAGCGUGUAGUUGACACAAAGCCACUGCUUCAAAGCAAACAUGGCUCGGAAUUGCUGGGUGAAGGUGUUAAAUCAGAUCCUCGCCCGCUUCCACCUGCAGGUGGUGUGAAGCAAACCGAAGAAAAGGUCCACCAGGACCUGCUGGGUGUGGCGACGACAACGACACGUGCGUUGUUUCGUUCCCUACGCAAUCAAACACAUCAUCUGCAACGUAGCUCACUGUACAAAAUACUCACGAACACCACGCAACCGAGUCACGCGAUCUCGGCGAUUGUUGUGUCCAUGGUUCUGGUGGCGUUGUGGCCAAAUUUGAUCAUCUCCCGAAGUGGCGACGGUGACACCCAACAGUGCUUUGUGGGAAAUGCAGCAGAAGUACGAACCAGCAGCAAUGCUCUCACACAGAUUGCUUACCUUGGUUCCUUCACCAUCCACUUUGGGGCGCAGAUUUGGAUGACCUUUGUAUCGGGUCUCGCGCUGUACUUUUCCCUACCACGCCACACGUUCGGCUUAAUACAGGAGGUGCUUUUCCCGAAGUACUUCACGCUGGGUACCAGCUUGAGCACGAUCAGUUUGGUUAGUUUCGUGGAGCUGCGGCGUAGCACCAAACCUGAGCUAGCUGUAAGAAGCCUCGCCUACUGGGAUUCAGCCGAUCUGCUCCAAAUCGUGGCCCUCGCACUGACCGCCGCUCUGGAGCUGUUCGUACGGCUCUAUCUUGCACCUCCCAUGUUACGUUUGAUGCACGAAAAGCACCGUAUCGAGGCUCAGGCCAGCGUAGGACAGGAAGUUGGACAAUUUGAUGGAGCUGGAAAUGGGUGGUUGGAGCGUUCGCGCCACUACAAGGCGACACACAAGAAGUUCCGUCAGAUUCAUAUGACCACUGCCAUCCUUAACAUGAUCUCGCUCAGCUGUACGUGUGUACAUUUGCUUUACCUCGCAGCACGAAUGACCAUCUAA